This is a messenger RNA of Aphidius gifuensis, 1269 nucleotides long. RefSeq names its product eukaryotic translation initiation factor 6 (gene eIF6). The record is from RefSeq and is a predicted model, not a curated record. Gene Ontology annotation, cellular component: nucleolus; cytosol; preribosome, large subunit precursor. Gene Ontology annotation, molecular function: ribosomal large subunit binding. NCBI's taxonomy places the organism in Eukaryota, Metazoa, Arthropoda, Insecta, Hymenoptera, Braconidae. The transcript is spliced from 6 exons. Bases 224 to 961 code for a protein of 245 amino acids. Gene Ontology annotation, biological process: cytosolic ribosome assembly; maturation of LSU-rRNA; ribosomal subunit export from nucleus.
AAUUGAUUGUAACUGGCCUCGUGCCGCCUCGUGCAUUAAAAGAAGGACAGAGCAUCUUCUCACACUCUCCAAUAUAUAAAAUUAAAGGUUAUAACCCCCAAAAAGAAAAUAUUUGACAUUAACAAAAAUUAUACACAAACCACGUGUUAAUUGUUGUAAUAUAAUCAACAGAAUUUAUUUAAAAAUUCAAUUCAAUAAUACUGAUAAUUAUUAAUCAUUAAAAAUGGCAGUAAGAGUACAAUUUGAAAAUAAUAAUGAAAUUGGCGUGUUUUCAAAACUAACAAAUUCAUAUUGCUUAGUAGCAAUUGGUGGCUCUGAAAAUUUUUACAGUGUAUUUGAAGCUGAAUUGGCUGAAACAAUACCAGUUAUUCAUACAUCAAUUGCUGGAUGUAGAAUCAUUGGUCGUAUGACUGUUGGUAAUAAAAAUGGUUUAUUGGUACCAAUCACAACAACGGACAUUGAACUUCAACACAUAAGAAAUUCACUUCCAGACAAUUGCAAAGUAGAAAGAGUUGAAGAAAGACUUUCAGCACUUGGUAAUGUUAUUGCAUGUAAUGAUUAUGUUGCACUUGUUCAUCCAGAUCUUGACAAGGAAACUGAAGAAAUUCUUGCUGACACAUUAGGAGUUGAAGUAUUCAGACAAACAAUUGCAAGUAAUGUACUUGUUGGUUCAUAUUCUGUUUUAACGAACAAUGGUGGUUUGGUACAUCCAAAAACAUCAAUCCAAGAUCAAGAUGAGUUGUCAUCUCUUCUUCAAGUACCACUUGUGGCUGGCACUGUUAAUCGAGGAAGUGAUGUUAUAGCAGCUGGUAUGGUUGUCAAUGAUUGGGCAAGUUUUUGUGGUAUGGAUACAACUGGUACAGAAUUAUCAGUUAUUGAAAGUGUAUUUAAACUUAAUGAAGCAACUCCAUCAGCCAUCACAUCAACAAUGAGAGCAUCCCUCAUUGAAAGUAUGUCAUAAGAAAUAUUAUGGAAAGAAAAAAAUACAUUUUUAUUCAAAUCUAAAAACCAUUUUUUGUUUUUUUUUUUAAAAAAAACAAAAAAAUAAUUUAUCAUGAUUGUAAUUUGUUUAUUAUCAAUCAUUUUCUUUGUAUUUUUAACUGUCUUUAAUUUUUUUUUUUUUAUCAAUUAAUAUACAUAGUCGUAAUAAAUGAUAAAGUACUGUGUUAUUUUUCGUUAUUAUUUUGUUUUUUUUUAAGUUUAAUAUUAUUCGUUGAAGAACCUGAGUUAAUAAAUAGUGAGCACUAGUAAUUUCAUUUAAAUGAAAAA